UGCUUAUCCACAAUUCCCCCCCAGUUGCGCGCACGGUUCCCAAAGAUCCGCGCGGAAACAUCAGGCUAGGAGGACGGCCAAUGACGCUGAUUCCCAGAGUGAUGAAGCUUUAUUGCAGUCCGCUAGUCUGUCCGUACGCUGGUCAUUUACUCACUUCCCUGACAUUCUCCUAUCUCGCAGCCGGCACACCGGCAUUCAGCUGGUCGUUAGCGUGCAGAGGCUAACCAGUCAUCGGCACGCCGUCAUUCGGGAGACGACGUCUGUUUCUCGUUUUUUCGCGAAAGCGUCGUCACUGUCGGACGUCGCAAAAGCGUCGUCACUGCCGGACUUCGCGAAAGCGUCGUCACUGCCGGACUUCGCGAAAGCGUCGUCACUGCCGGACUUCGCGAAAGCGUCGUCACUGCCGGAUUUCGCGAAAGCGUCGUCGCUGCCGGACGAAGAGUCGCCAUGGCGGAUGGUGGCUGGGGAGUGCGACGGCGACUAGCCAUCUGGGAGAGCCGCGCAGACUCCUUUCGCGAUAAACCCGCGGAUCCUCUCCGAACCUCCCCAUCAGGUUCGGGAGCUCCCGGAGCUCCCAGCGGCGCGCCGGCGCAGUACGGCGCAUCGCCAGCCGUUGGAUCGACGGGAGCGGCGAACGGAGGACGGAGAUGGGAGCAGUGGGAUCGGACGUACGACAACGUUCAUUUCUCCACCCCGCGCGAUGCGCAGUUUGGCGGCCCCGGAGCGUCGUCAAGCUACGUGCCAGAGGAUCCCCGCUACACCCCUGCUGGAACCACAGCACCUGGGACGGGCGCAACUGGGGCAGGCUCUUCUGCUGCAGCUGUAGCCUACCCUUCCUCCCGGAGCCGAGGAGGGGGGGGAAAGCACCACCACCACCGCCACCACCACCACCACCACCAGCAGCAACCGCACCAGCAGCCGCACCAGCAGCCGCACCAGCAGCCGCACCAGCAGCCGCACCAGCAGCCAUACUACAACCACAAUCAGCAGCAGCAGCAGCAGUACUACCCGGGGGUAGGGGGAGGGGGAGGGGGCGCAAGCAGGGGCGGACCCCUCCGCAUCAGCCCGUCCUACUCCAACGAACCGGACGCUUCAGGGCUUGGCGGGAGCGGGGGAGGGGGUGGGGGGGAGGAUGAGGCGUGGGCGUGGUGGCGGGAGAUGUACCAGAUCGACUGGAAGCCCAAGGAGGUGCUCUUUAAGUUCCGCCAGCGCUUUCUAAAGUACCGCCUGGGGGCCAACGUGGAGCUUAGGCGCAAGGACCAAGUGCAGCUCUCCACGCUGUCUCUCUCCCCCAAAACUGCUAGUGCUACUGCGCCCAAGCACAACCCGCUGUCGCUGUGCGGAUUCCAGGUGAACAGCGCGAAUCUGAAGCUGGUCUUAAAGCCAACCACCACGAACCGCAAGUGGAAGGUCAUCUUUGAGCCGCAGCGGGGCGACAUCCGCUUCCUCACCCGCAAGAUUCCUAUAGCGGGGCUGCUCAACCUGCAGGUGGGAAUCGGCCACGAUUUCCGCCACAAUGCGACGGGGUGGAAGUGGAAGUUGACUUCUGUCCUGAAUGGGAACACGCCCUCGGAGAUUCGUUAUAAGCACAACCUGCCCGUGUGCCCGGGCGUGGACGUGCGGGUGGGAUGGAACGCCGAAUACGUGCUGCCGGACAUGCAUGGAGCCCUGGGAACAGGGGAGCCGAUUUUAGGGUUGAACGUGGGACGCCUUUACGCCUCGGUGGAAAGACUAGAGGCCAUCUUCACGUCCAUUGACUGAUGUGGACUGCUGUUGACCGUGCUGAACUGCUGUGCUGUUGACUGUUGACUGCUGUUGAUCAUGCUGGUCCGCUGUUGACUGCUGUUGACUUAGCCUGAGCCAGGUCUCGUCCAGGAGCAUUACCUCGAUGGGCCGAAGCGGCGCAGGUCUUUCUCUCCAAAGCAUGCAGCUUGAUGUAGGAUGUAGUACCGUGCCAUGCGUAGUUUCUUAACCUGAUAUAUUAUUUGUAGUUUAUGCAGCUCAAUAGUAUGAAGCUGCCUGGUCUCCCUUUCUGGUAUAGAGGACACGAGUAAAUUAUCUACCAACCAAUUUCUGCUGGGCUGAGUUGCUUAGGAUAUUUUCAGAAGGCUAAGAGCGAGUUCCUACCAGCCUCUUCCCAGGCUAUC
This is a messenger RNA of Closterium sp. NIES-67, 2147 nucleotides long. The record is from the annotation of a GenBank genome assembly. NCBI's taxonomy places the organism in Eukaryota, Viridiplantae, Streptophyta, Zygnematophyceae, Desmidiales, Closteriaceae.